This is a messenger RNA of Capronia epimyces CBS 606.96, 2637 nucleotides long. RefSeq lists its product as uncharacterized. The record is from RefSeq and is a predicted model, not a curated record. Gene Ontology annotation, biological process: regulatory ncRNA-mediated gene silencing; mRNA catabolic process. Gene Ontology annotation, molecular function: RNA binding; nuclease activity. Gene Ontology annotation, cellular component: RISC complex; nucleus; cytosol. The transcript is spliced from 2 exons. Bases 1 to 2637 code for a protein of 878 amino acids. NCBI's taxonomy places the organism in Eukaryota, Fungi, Ascomycota, Eurotiomycetes, Chaetothyriales, Herpotrichiellaceae.
AUGGCCCUCCUUCAAGGUCGAGCGAAAAGUAUCUUGUCAGGCGAUACCUUGGUCAUCACCAACCACAAAGGCGCCGAACGCACUCUGUCUUUGGCCUAUAUCAGUGCCCCUCGACUGAGACGUGAGGGUGACGAGCCAUUUGCCUUCCAAUCCCGUGAAUUCCUUCGGGAGCACCUCCUGGGAAAGGUGGUGCAAUUCCAAGUCCUGUACGCGAUUCCCACCACGAAACGAGAGUACGGCCGAGUCAAGCUUCCUAACGGCCCGGACUUCCCCGAUCUGAUUGUACAAGAAGGCUGGGCCAAAGUGAGGGAAGAUGCGGGCAGGAAGGAGGACGACGAAUCCGCUCUGGCAUAUCUUGACAAUCUGCGGUCACUUGAAGCCGAGGCAAAGGCAAACAACAAGGGGCUCUGGGGCAAGGGCGGCCACAUAGAGAGCUCCUCCGAACUUUCUCAGCCGAAUGCCUUGGUGGAGCAGUACAAAGGCAAGAAGAUCGAGGCCGUCGUGGAACGUGUCCUCACUGGUGACCGCUUGAUUGCUCGCCUUCUACUCACGCCGACCAAACACGUCCAGACCAUGCUGGUCCUGGCGGGGGUGCGAGCCCCUGCUACGAAGCGGACGUCUCCAGAGGGCAAGGAGAUUCCAGCCGAGCCUUACGGUACCGAAGCUCAUGCCUUUGUGGACGAGAGACUGCAUCAGCGGAAAUGCUCGGUCGAACUACUGGGUGUGACGCCGCAGAACCAGCUAAUCGCCAACGUUCUACAUCCCAAAGGGAACAUUGCCAAAUUCUUGCUCGAAGCCGGUCUGGCCAGGUCCAACGAUCAACAUGUCACCUUGCUCGGCAAUGAGAUGGCGCAGUUCAGAAACGCGGAAAACGGGGCCAAGAGCGCAAGGAGAGGACUCUUUACCGGUGCUUCGGCCACGAAAUCUUCUGGGGUACAGGAUGCAGACUUCGUUGUGUCCCGGGUUCUGAACGCCGAGACAGUCUUCAUUCGACCACGUUCUGGCGAGGAACGGAAGGUUACUCUAUCAAGUAUCCGUCAACCCAAAGCCUCGGAUCCCAAGCAAGCUCCAUUCGGGGCAGAUGCAAAGGAGUUCGUGAGGAAGCGGUUGAUUGGUAAACAUGUCAAGGUGACGAUUGAUGGCAAGAAGCCGGCAUCGGAAGGCUUUGAGGAGCGGGAGGUCGCCACGGUGACGUUGAAUGGGAAGAACAUUGCGUUGGCUCUGGUAGAGGCCGGCUAUGCUUCCGUCAUCAGACAUCGACGGGACGACGACGACCGGUCACCGGACUACGACGCACUACUUCUGGCCGAAGAGUCGGCGCAGAAGGAGGAAAAGGGAAUCUGGUCGUCCAAACCGCCCGCAACCAAACAUUAUCAGGAUUAUUCUGAAAAUUUGCAGAAGGCUAAACUGGAAGCCUCGGUCCUGCAACGUCAGAAGAGGGUCCCGGCAGUGGUUGACUUUGUGCGCGCUGGAUCCAGAUUUGUCGUCCUCGUCCCCCGUGAUAACGCCAAACUGACAUUUGUGCUCUCCGGCAUUCGUACACCCAGACCCGCUCGACAUGCGGGCGACACGGCCGAGCCCUUUGGACAAGAGGCAUAUGAUUUUGCCUACCGAAGGUGUAUGCAACGAGAUGUGGAGAUUGACGUGGAAAAUACCGACAAGGUCGGCGGCUUCAUUGGCACCUUGCACGUCGGGCCGUUGAAUUUGGCAAAAGCAUUGGUGGAAGAGGGUCUAGCAGAAGUGCACGCCUACUCAGCCGAGCAAAGUGGUCAUGCCAAUGAACUGUUCGCCGCCGAGCAGAAAGCCAAAGAAGCUCGCAAAGGGAUGUGGCACGAUUGGGAUCCCAGCAAAGAGGAGGAGGUAGAUGACCAUGUUGCCAACGGCACAAAUGGCACGAAUGGCGAGUCAGCUGAGGCGACGUCAAGACGGAAGGACUACCGUGAUGUGGUGGUGACUAAUGUGGACGAGGCUGGCAAGAUCAAGGUCCAACAGGUCGGACCGGGAACUGCGGCGUUGACCGAACUGAUGAAUGCCUUCAAGUCUUUCCAUUUGAAUAAGACGAAUGACCAGCCUCUUCCCGGAGCCCCCAAAGUCGGCGACAUUGUUGCCGCCCAGUUCACCGUGGACAACCAGUGGUAUCGGGCGAAAGUCCGGCGGGUGGACAGGGAGGGCAAAAAGGUCGACGUGACAUACCUGGAUUACGGCAAUUCAGAAUCCCUACCAUGGAGUCGAUUGCGACCUUUAACCCAACCGCAAUUCUCAACGCAGAAAUUAAAGCCCCAGGCGACCGACGCGGUUUUGUCUUUCCUGCAACUUCCCACGUCGCCGCAAUAUCUUCGAGACGCUGUGGAUUUUAUUGCGGAGCAGACCGAGGCACGGGACCUGGUUGCGAACGUGGAUUAUGUGGCCCCGGAUGGCACACUUCACAUUACCUUGCUUGAUCCCAAAGUAUCGGCCAAGAUUGACGAGAGCAUCAACGCGGAAAUUGUGCAGGAAGGAUUAGCCAUGGUGCCGACCAAGCUCAAGCCUUGGGAGCGACAGGCCACCGAGACCUUGGCGCAUCUGAAAGAGCUCCAGGACGAAGCGAAGAAGGAGCGUCGGGGCAUGUGGGAGUAUGGAGACUUGACAGAAGACUAA